Contarinia nasturtii (swede midge) is the source of this 1842-nucleotide messenger RNA. RefSeq names its product cyclin-dependent kinase 8 (gene Cdk8). The coding region runs from base 173 to 1726 and encodes 517 amino acids. Gene Ontology annotation, biological process: protein phosphorylation. The transcript is spliced from 8 exons. Gene Ontology annotation, cellular component: mediator complex; nucleus. Gene Ontology annotation, molecular function: RNA polymerase II CTD heptapeptide repeat kinase activity; ATP binding; cyclin-dependent protein serine/threonine kinase activity. Lineage: Eukaryota; Metazoa; Arthropoda; Insecta; Diptera; Cecidomyiidae. The record is from RefSeq and is a predicted model, not a curated record.
CAAACCGACUCGGUCAUUAGCACGAGCUGUCAGUUUGUGUUGAUGUAGCUUUCAUUUAUAAUUAUUGUGUGGAAUAAUGCGAAUGCAUUUUUCCAUUUUUCCUAAUUGCUGAAAAUUUUAUAAUUGUCGAAACAAUUUUGGAAGUGAGAACGUGAAAAAGUUUUUAGAACUAAUGAAAAUGACGCCAAUUAUGAUGGACUAUGAUUUUAAAAUGCGAACUCAGGCAGAACGCACAAAGGUGGAGGAUUUGUUUGAGUUCGAAGGAUGUAAAGUUGGUCGCGGUACAUAUGGACAUGUAUACAAAGCACAUCUCAGAGAAGAAAAUGAUAAAAAGGACUAUGCGUUGAAACAGAUUGAAGGGACUGGACUCUCUAUGUCAGCGUGUCGUGAAAUUGCGUUGCUACGUGAACUGAAGCAUCCGAAUGUGAUCAAUUUGAUUCGUGUAUUUUUGUCACACACCGAUCGAAAAGUAUGGCUGUUAUUUGACUAUGCCGAACAUGAUUUAUGGCACAUAAUAAAAUUUCAUCGAGCAGCGAAGGCGAACAAAAAACCGGUUAUCGUUCCAAGAGCUAUGGUUAAGAGUUUAUUAUUUCAAAUUCUCGACGGGAUUCACUAUCUUCACAGCAAUUGGGUACUUCACAGAGAUUUGAAACCGGCCAAUAUUCUUGUGAUGGGAGAAGGUGCCGAAAGAGGACGUGUUAAGAUUGCCGAUAUGGGAUUUGCACGUUUGUUUAAUGCACCACUGAAGCCAUUGGCCGAUUUGGAUCCAGUUGUAGUAACCUUUUGGUAUCGUGCACCGGAACUUUUGUUGGGCGCACGUCAUUACACCAAAGCAAUUGACAUAUGGGCAAUUGGAUGUAUUUUUGCUGAGCUUCUAACAUCCGAGCCGAUUUUCCAUUGUCGUCAAGAGGACAUCAAAACAAGUAAUCCAUACCAUCAUGAUCAACUAGACCGGAUAUUCAAUGUAAUGGGAUUUCCACAAGACAAAGACUGGGAAGAUAUUCGUAAAAUGCCCGAACAUCAUACUCUUACAAAAGACUUCAAGCGUAACAAUUAUGCACAAUGCUCACUGGUGAAAUACAUGGAGCGACACAAAAUUAAGCCGGAUAGCAAAUCAUUCCAUUUGUUGCAAAGACUGCUGUUAAUGGAUCCAAAUAAGCGUAUCACCUCAGAACAGGCCAUGCAAGAUCCAUAUUUCCAUGAAGAUCCACUGCCGACCAGUGACGUUUUUGUUGGAUGUGCGAUACCAUAUCCAAAACGAGAGUUCUUAACCGAAGACGACCAAGAAGAUAAUAAGUCGGAUAAAAGGCAAAACCAACAAAAUCAUCAAACACACCAGCAACAGCAUAACCAAUCGACUGUUCAACAACAGACCAAUGUACAACAACCACAACAAACAACGCAACAACAGCAACAACAACACAUGAUUCAACAGCAAAUACAACAACAAAUGCAACAACAGCAACAACAACAACAGCAACAGCAGCAACAGCAACACCAACAACAUCAACAACACCAAACGCAUGGUUCACAUCAACCAAAUCAACUCGUCCAACAUCAAAUGCAUGUUCCUCACCAUCAUCCACAACAAAUGAUGAACACACAUCAUGACAAUCCGGCUAAGAGAAUGCGAAUACAGCAUCAACAACAUACACAACAACCUCAUCCUCAAAUGUACAGCAAUCAGCAACAACAAUCUCAAUCGAAUUUCCAACAAAGAUUUUAAACUAAAAUGAUAGUACGUUUAAGUUUUUUUUUAUUAAAUUAACAACAAAAUCAAUCACAGCUGUCCGCUGUACUGUUCAGUAUGUAUCGCAGAUUUAAAUUGUCAAAUUAAUAAAU